This is a messenger RNA of Sitodiplosis mosellana (orange wheat blossom midge), 2839 nucleotides long. RefSeq names its product histidine-rich glycoprotein-like. NCBI's taxonomy places the organism in Eukaryota, Metazoa, Arthropoda, Insecta, Diptera, Cecidomyiidae. The transcript has 2 exons. The record is from RefSeq and is a predicted model, not a curated record. Bases 733 to 1365 code for a protein of 210 amino acids.
ACUUGACUCAACCAAUGAAUCAAUCGUUUAUUGUCUUAUCUUUUACUAAGAAAUUACUCAUUUGAGCUCUGUAUUAUCGACAGUCAGUGAGGUCGAUAUGGAGUGGCAGCUAACUUGACAGCUGCAUAUGAUUUGACAGUUCAAACUGUUCUCAACAAUAGGCGUUUGGAUGUGUUCAUGUUUUUUUUUUCAUUUUCUCGUGUGGUGUAUUUGCAUUUCUGUUGUGAACUACUCUGAAAGUCAUCAAACGUAUAGAAUUAGAGAGAUGGAAUGAACGUGUGGUGUUCUACAACAAAGACAAAAUCGUAUAGUCAUUACAAUACGUCAUAGUUGUGUGUGUGUGUGUGUAAUUAGAGCCAGUAGAAGGGAGCACAAUAUUUUGUUGUUGAGUUUUGUUGUUUCUUUGGUCGUUCGUUUUUUCUACUGCUAUUCUUUGCAAUGUCAAAUGAAUUUUUACUUGCAUUGAGAUUAUUCGAAAUCACACAUUGAUUCAUUGGAAAAAAAAAGAACUGAAUUCAAUCAAACGCUCAAGUGUGACGACGUUUUUUUUUCUAUUAAUAAUUAUUUUUCCAUACUAAUUGUGUCAAGUAGUUUUGUGUCAAGAAAUGAGCAAACGUUAAUCAAAGUCACCAGAAAACAAAGCAAAUAAAAAAUUCAAACAAACAGAGGAGGAAAAAACACACAAGAAGACGGGAAACCACUAAAGGAAAUUUGCCGUGAGAAUACACAAAAAUGACUGCAAUUACUGAUACGAGAAAACGGUCUCGUGAUGAGGACACUUGUGAUUUUAUGCCGAUUUCAAAACGAAUCAAUAAUCUCACACUGACCAGCCAAAGUUUAGGCGAACAAGAUGCACCAAUUGCUCACAAUGGCAAUGGCAAUGGUGCAGCAGCAGCAGCAAGCAAUCAUCAUUUCAUGGCCAUAAGCAAUCAGGAAAUCCAGUUACAGCAUCACGCACAACAUUCACUGGUGAAUAGCUACCCGAAUGGAAUGUCCCAUCAUUAUCUGAACCAACACGGGCAGCCAGCACACAUUUCAAACUAUCACCAAAACCACAGCGUACAGUCAAAUCAUUCCAACGGGUUUCACAGCAAUGGCCAUUCAGCACUAGGGACCAAUGCACACAAGCACAACCACAACCAACAUCACCAUCAUCAACAACAGCAGCCACCGCCGCCACAGCAGCAACAUCAGCAGCAACAGCAAUUGCAUCAUCAAAACCAUGCCGAACCAAACAACAAUCAAAUGGAAGAAGUCUAUCGUCCCGAACUCACGGCCGACGAAAACCCAUUCUACUACGAUAAGAAUAAGCUGUUGUUCGAUUUGCAUGUCGAAAGAGAACGUCGCCAUCAGAGCCAUCAUUGAUUGUGAUGCUGUUGUGAUGCUAUUACCUACCUAACGCCCGUUCAUUGUUCUAAGACAGAGAAAGAAAGAAAAAAGAAAGUAAUCAUAGUGUAUAGUUGUCUUCUAUCGUUAAUUCAACGUUUUCCCUCCUCCUCAAGAAAAGCACUCAUCUAUUUCUAAUAGACGAUAUAAACUGAUUUUUUGGAUUCAUUCAUCAAGAGUAGUAUCAAAACAAUUACACUUGAUACGACAUGAUAUUUCGUCAAAAGAAAAGUAGAAAAAACAAAAACAUUAAAUACUUGAUUGCCACUCAAACUCCAGCAAAUUCAUAACAUUUUUACAAAAUCGGUUCUAUUUUUGUACAUUUUGAUGUGAUGCAAAACCAGAAAAUUCUAUGAAAACUAUAGCUGAUUUUUGUGAUAUUUUGCCAAGUCGUUGUACUCGAAUGAAUGUGAAAAAAGGGAUGAGAGAAUGCGCGCACGAAAAGAAAAAAAUAGUGAAAUAGUCAUUUUUUUAAAAAUGAUAUUCACAUUAAGUUGAAUGAAACAAAUAGAGAGAAAAUAAGAGAAAACGAUUGCUUUUGCGAUUUUUGUAAGAAUUAAUAUGCAUUUUUGUGAUUAGGCCAUCGUUUAAUAUGGGGACUUAAUCAUAAGUUUCUAUUCGAUGUGUGGUUUAAUUCAAGUCAAAAUGGUUGACAUUUGUCAAUUGAUCUUGACAUCAAUCAAAUCUUUUCGAAUCACUCAAAAAACACACCACACACAAAAAUUAUACUCUCGAAAAAAAUUAUGAUAAAAUUUGCUUUAUUUUUUUUUAAAAAAACAAACACAACUACAGAGAAUUCAAAACGAAAAAAAAAAAAAUUAUUGUUAGCGUUAGGAUUUAAAUUUGUUUCGGUAAUGUUAUGUUUUGUGUGUGCAGUUUCUAUUCUUAUCAAACCACUUCAUUUCAAGCACUGUCUACGUACUCGAUACAAAAUGUGUUAAUUUGUUCGAUAUAAACUAUUGCGUGUCACUUUGAAAGUGCAAUUUCAUCAUCAAUAAGCAUUAUAAAUAUCGAAUAGUUCAAAAUGACCGAUAAGCUUGGGAGCAAUUACAAGAACUAUUGCAAACAAUCCAGUUUAUUUCAGCUACUCAACGACAACGACAAACUGUUGUGAAAUUAUUGAGCAGAAAAAUAAAUUCCAUCAUAAAAUCUUUAGCUUUAUUUUAUUUGUUCAACAAAUCAACACAUUUUGUGAUCCUAAAAACGUUCAACUAAAUUCAUAUUUCCGAUUCAGAUGUAUCAAAUUUACAGGAUCUUGCAUAAAUUCCGGCAAAAAAUUUGUAAAAAAAUUGAGAAAAAUGAAUCAAGAUUCAAAAAAAAAAACUUCAUAUUUCAAUAUCUUGGAUGUUCAUACUAAAAUAAAAAAAAAUUCCCACAUUGUUAAAAGAAAACACACAGCAAAAAUUGAGAAAGAUUUUAGUUUGUUGAAUAAAAAUAAUUGAUACCAAGAAAA